Molecule: messenger RNA, 1338 nt
Organism: Myodes glareolus (Bank vole)
Lineage: Eukaryota; Metazoa; Chordata; Mammalia; Rodentia; Cricetidae
Gene: Slc25a16
Product: solute carrier family 25 member 16
Biological process (GO): transmembrane transport
Cellular component (GO): mitochondrial inner membrane
Source: RefSeq, a predicted model, not a curated record
GCGGCUGACCCUGCACCCGCGGUGUCGCAGGCGGCGGGGAGCGGAGGCGCGACCUCGCGCCGAGACUUCUACUGGCUGCGUUCCUUCCUGGCCGGAGGUAUUGCUGGGUGCUGUGCUAAAACCACAGUUGCUCCUUUGGAUCGAGUAAAGGUUUUAUUACAAGCUCACAACCACCAUUACAAACAUUUAGGGGUACUUUCUACGCUGCGUGCCGUUCCCCAAAAAGAAGGAUACCUUGGACUGUAUAAAGGAAAUGGUGCAAUGAUGAUUCGAAUCUUUCCCUAUGGUGCAAUCCAGUUCAUGGCGUUUGAGCAUUACAAAACGUUCAUUACUACAAAGCUGGGAGUUUCUGGUCAUGUACACAGAUUAAUGGCUGGAUCCAUGGCAGGCAUGACAGCGGUCAUCUGUACUUACCCUCUUGAUGUCGUUAGGGUGCGUCUAGCCUUCCAGGUGAAAGGAGAGCACACCUAUUCAGGGAUCAUUCAUGCAUUCAAGACAAUUUAUGCCAAGGAAGGUGGUUUCCUUGGGUUCUACAGAGGUCUGAUGCCUACUAUAUUAGGAAUGGCUCCAUAUGCAGGUGUUUCCUUUUUCACCUUUGGGACCUUGAAGAGCGUCGGGCUCUCCUAUGCCCCCACCCUGCUUGGCCGACCUUCGUCUGACAACCCCAAUGUCUUAGUUCUGAAAACUCACAUCAACCUUCUCUGUGGCGGUGUUGCCGGAGCCAUCGCACAGACGAUAUCCUACCCAUUUGAUGUGACCCGUCGGAGAAUGCAGUUAGGGGCAGUCCUACCGGAGUUUGAAAAGUGCCUUACCAUGCGGGAGACCAUGAAGUAUGUCUACGGACACCAUGGGAUUAGGAAAGGACUGUAUCGCGGCUUAUCUCUGAACUACAUCCGCUGCAUUCCCUCUCAAGCUGUGGCUUUCACGACGUAUGAAAUUAUGAAACAAUUUUUCCACCUUAACUAAAAGAAAAAAAUUAUGAUUUGUGAUGGUUUUCCUCUGUAAAUCCUUAGAGGAAAUAUAUAUAUGUUACCUUAAUUGUGAGGAAAAUGUUACUUGAAGGGGAUGUUUGCCUUGUCACAGGAACCACUGGGAUUUUAAUACUUGAUUUCUGUAUGUUUUUAAGUCAUGGAUCAAAAGUGUUUAGCAGAAUUUUUUGUUUUCCCUUUGAUGGGAUCUAGACAUGUAACUCUUGGCUGGCUUGGAACUCACGGUGGAGACCAGGUUGACCUCAAUCUCACGGCAAUCCUCUUGCCUCUGCCUCCCAAGUAUGAGAUUCCAGGCAUGUGCCACCAUGCCUGCUCUAAUGUACUUUUUAAUGCCAGACAUUAUACCUUA